CUCUCAGGUAAGAAUCAUUAAAGCUAUUCAAAAUUCAACAUGUAUCACAUAUUGUAUGCCCAUUAAACAACAUACAGUAGUAUGCAACUUUGAUUCAAGAAUAAAACUAUUUUGAAUUGUUGGGCUGAGGCAAUGUUUGACUAAUGUUUGACCCCCCUGGGUAAAUCAAAAAUAAAUCUAAGAUGUUAAACAGUAAAUGGCAAUCAGCCCAUAUACUGUAUAUACAGCACAUUUCAUGUUCUGUCUUCACUCAUUUUUCAUGGUCAGCUUGAUUUCAUUGCCUAAAGGAAUAACUCAUAAGAAAGACAUACAGGUUUGGAAACACAUCAGGGUAAGUACAGUAAAUGAUGACAGAAUAUUUAUUUUUGAAUAAACUAUCCCUUUUAUCCAGUAUAACUGAUUGAAAUCAUGUAGCUAAUCUAUUACCAUCAUUUCUGUCAUUAGUUUAGUCACUGUUUGUUCCCACAUUGUCAUACCAUGUCUUCUUAAACAUGCUCCCCUCCUUGUGUUCCUUUUCCCACCUCAGAGCAGGAAGUGGGAUGGGUUGUUUGUGCCUGAUCGAGCCAGUGAUUGGCAUGUAUGCAUUUGCCAUGUUUAUGGUCUACCCACUGUUGCAGCAGUAUGUGUACCGUAGACUGUGGUUUGAGCUGAGCGGCACGCCCUACCCUGCUGAGAGCCUGUCCCACUGCUCAAACAACACCAAUGCCACCAUACACCAGGCAGUACAAAAGGAGACAUCUAUAUUCCUCCUUCAGAGUGAGCUGUGCUUCCUCAUCCCCAGUCUCAUAUCCACUUUACUCCUGGUUUCGUACAGUGACCACUGUGGGCGUAAAGUUGCCAUUGUUCCCCCUCUGGUGGGUGAUGCUCUCUUCGCCCUGAGUUACGUCUUAGUCAGUAGAUUCUCCUUCAGCCUCAAUUAUCUGCUAGCUGCCUCCUUCAUAGCCGGCCUGAUGGGAGGAGCCACCGCUCUGAUCGGGGGAUGUUUUGCCUAUCUGGCUGACCUUUGCGGAGAGGGCCCAGAAGGGCAGAAGACUGUCCGAAUGGCUCGUCUAGACAUGAUUCUUGGAGUGUUGUCUGGCUUAGCUUCUCUUUGUACUGGAUUCUACAUCAAAGCAGCUGGCUUCACCUGGCCUUUCCUUACUGCAGUCUUUCUGCAUCUCCUGAAUAUCCUCUAUGUGCUGGGGGUCUUGAAGGAGUCCCUUCCGAGUGUGUCCCUGUCAAUCUCCAGCCCAGGCUCUGUAGUCCCUCACCUACGCCAGUCUGACACUCUGAAUGCACAUCUGCAAGGUGUUUACCUGCUAUUUGCAGCCUCAACUCGGAGAAGGAACGUAGUGCUGUUGCUCAUGUUGGCUGCCUUUGCUUUUUUCAAGCUGGCUAUGCAGGGUGGUAUGUCCAUAUUUAUCUUGUAUGAGUUGAACACUCCUCUAUGCUGGAGUGAGUUGCUGGUGGGUUAUGGCUCUACUCUCUCCACUGCCAUCUACCUGGUCAGUUUUGCCGGUGUGACUCUGCUGUCCCGUUGUCUGCCUGACACACAUAUCAUCCUAGUGGGUUUGAUAUCUGUGGCUGCUGGGCUCACCAUGGCAGCGUUUGCAAAGUCAACCCUCCUUAUGUUCCUGGUGCGACUGCCUUUGCUGCUGUCCAUCAUGCCAACUCCUGUGCUACGAUCCAUGAUGUCAAAAAUAGUGUCUGGAUCUGAACAAGGUGCCAUAUUUGCAUGUGUAGCCUUCGUGGAGAUCUUGAGUGUCGGUGUUUCAUUUUCAAUGUUUAGCAGCAUCUACGCAGCUACACUGUCCUGGUUCUCUGGGUUUAGUUUCUUGCUGGCUGCAGGACUCACUCUUAUACCAGCUGCCCUGAUCUGUGUUAUUCUAUGUAUGCGUCUGGAUGUAUAUGAGGAGUCCAGCAUACUAACUGAGGAGAAUGCAGAAAACCAAGCAGAAAUCUUUGAGAUACCAGAGUGAAAUGGAAGUUGGCAGACUAUUUCCUCUAAAUGCCAUCCUGUUCCAAAUGCCGCCCUCAGACCUUGUAGUCCAUGUCGCAGUCUACACUUAAUGUGAUGUAAUGCUGCAUAUAAACUGUUAAGUAGUAUUCCACUUUGAAGUCUGCACCACUAUGGGAUUUGGAAAAAGACAUAUCAGGGUGUAUCAUGGCUACAAAAUGGUUGCAUAUGAGCACCCUUCUGAAUCCUAAAAUGACAAAUAGUCACCCUAAGGCCUACGGUCUUGUGGAUCCCACGGACAUGCACAAGCAGAAGCAGCAAGAUCACAAUCCACAUCAAAUGCUUCAUUUGGGAGACAGCCAUAUUGUGCUAACUGACUGGCACUACAUUGUUGCCCUCUGGUGGAAUGUUUCAAACCAACUCUCUGAAUAAAGUGGUAACUUACAAUUCCCAUGAAACCAUAAAGAUCUGGCCCUCUUGCUUUCUUAAUGAAUGAUUUUACUGAAAACUUUCUCAACUUACAUAUCAGUCUGAUUUAAGACAGUCAUGUCAUUCUCACAGGUGAAAAUGACUAUGAACACGUUUAAAAAGUAACAUUUUUGAAUUCAUGUUUUAUUCAUGUUGAUUGUAUCACAGUUUAUGCACACAGGAUAUUUACAGGUAGGGGUGUAAAGUAAUUGAGUAAAAAUACUUAAGUAUUAUACAUAAGUAUUAUUUUGUGGGAUUUGUACUUUACUCGAGUGAAAUUUAAACUAAAUACUUGUACUUUUACUUAAUUAGAUUUUCCAAAAAAUAGUACUUUUACUCCUUACAAUUUUAUUUCAACUUGAAAAGUACUCAUUACAUUUUUACUUGCAUUUACUUACAGUCUUACUGGACUGCUGCCGCUUUUUCAAUGCAUCUGACAAACGACAGAUUGGGAAAUGUCAGAGUGUCACAUGGCAGCUGUGCAUUGAACUAUUUGUGCGACUAGAGCACGCAUUGAGAAACGCUGAUGGUUUUUGUACUAAACAUUCUAAACACCUGCUACUUUUACAGAUUGGACAGUUUUGAAGUCAAAAAGGAUCAUUCACAUUACAAAUAUAUAUAUAUAUAUUGUGUUUAUAUAUAAACAAAAGGCUUUUGUAAUUAAAUGUGUACAUGCCAUUUAUUUCUACACUUGCCGUCAUAUUUAAAUCAUAUCUUAGAAUUUCUAC
Molecule: messenger RNA, 3132 nt
Organism: Xyrauchen texanus (razorback sucker)
Lineage: Eukaryota; Metazoa; Chordata; Actinopteri; Cypriniformes; Catostomidae
Gene: slc46a3
Product: solute carrier family 46 member 3
Exons: 6
Coding region: 492-1958 (488 amino acids)
Biological process (GO): vacuolar transmembrane transport
Cellular component (GO): lysosomal membrane
Molecular function (GO): transmembrane transporter activity
Source: RefSeq, a predicted model, not a curated record